CGGGAAGAGUCGGAACUGCGGUUUGUGACCUUUGAUUUGCGGAAGGGCCCCGCCGAUACUAAUGCCCGCCCGGCACAAUGACGGAAUGUGGUCGGCAAAGCAGAAUGGCAUUUUGUGUCAUAGCGGGGCAUCCGUUGUGGGCUCGUGGCUCUCGGCAGCAUCAGAUGCUAGAUGCGCCGGGCCAACGGAGACCAACAGGACGGUCGACCGCUGCAUACCGCCCCUCGCCCUUUGGGACCACCCUCAAUCCUCAACGGCGCGCGUCAUGA
Molecule: messenger RNA, 269 nt
Organism: Podospora pseudopauciseta
Lineage: Eukaryota; Fungi; Ascomycota; Sordariomycetes; Sordariales; Podosporaceae
Exons: 2
Coding region: 78-269 (63 amino acids)
Source: RefSeq, a predicted model, not a curated record